CUACACCCAUUAACCUAAAGUUUGUACACAUUGUUCAGCUAUCAAAUUGUUUUCCAUCACUUUCCCGUUACGGUUCAAUACUCCCAGUUCUACACUAGGUGUAUUCCCGUAAAGAAACUGGGGCUCAGAGUGGUGGAGCGAUUCGCCUAAGGCCAGGCACUAGAAGCUACUCCUCACAGAUUUUUCUCCGCUAUCUCCCUAUUAAGUCUCUGCACCCUGAGCUUGAGUUUGAGCGAAUUUUGGUCUCAGCCUCAAGAAAACAGGAUCCUGCGAUCUGAAGCUAACCCGCACAGAACAGCUAGGGAAACUGAGGUCCAGAGCCGGGACUCUGCGCCUGCAGAGACGACAGAGAAGGGGGCGCGUCCUGCCCAGCGGGCCGCCUCCUCCCGCCCCACACGCCGGGGUCCCCUCCGCCUUGUCUUUGCCCUCGCCAAGACGCCACCUCGGGAGUGAACCAUGGUUGCAGCUGUGGCGACGGCGUGGCUGUUCCUGUGGGCCGCGGCCUGCGCGCAAUCCGAGCAGGACUUCUACGAUUUCAAGGCGGUCAACAUCCGGGGCAAGCUGGUGUCGCUGGAGAAGUACCGUGGCUCGGUUUCCCUGGUGGUGAACGUAGCUAGUGAAUGUGGCUUCACAGACCAGAACUACCGAGCCUUGCAGCAGCUGCAGCGGGACCUGGGCCCCCAUCAUUUUAAUGUGCUUGCCUUCCCUUGCAACCAGUUUGGCCAACAGGAACCAGACACCAACAGGGAGAUUGAGAACUUUGCCCGCCGCACCUAUAGUGUCUCUUUUCCCAUGUUUAGCAAGAUCGCAGUCACUGGCACUGGUGCCCACCCUGCCUUCAAGUACCUAACCCAGACUUCUGGGAAGGAGCCCACCUGGAACUUCUGGAAGUACCUAGUGGACCCAGACGGAAAGGUGGUGGGAGCGUGGGACCCCACUGUGCCAGUGGCGGAGAUCAAGCCCCAUGUUACAGAGCAGGUGAUGAAGCUCAUCCUUCGGAAACGAGAAGACUUGUGACCGGGUCCCCCUGGAACCCCCAUCCCUCCGCAAACUCAAGUGGUGCUUCACUGGCAGAGAGCUAACGCUUCUCUUCCCUUCACUCCUCAGAGGACAAAGCCUAAGACUUGGAUGAUUUGAAUCCAAGAGCAACGAACAGGAACGGCUUGCUGGCCAGGGAGAGUUCUUAACAGCACAUCACCAGCCAGCGGGCCUCUAGCCAAAGGAAACAUGGCAAGGCUAUGAAGAAAACAUGUAGAUGGAUAUGAGGCAAUCCUCUGCCUACCCAUGCCAAGUCUUACCUCACUGGGAGGCUGUGAAGAUUAACAUCUAAUACCCGUGAACAUGCCUGGGGCAGUGCUAGCCGAAGGGGAAGCACUCCGCACAGGUUUCUGCGUGUAAACAAACAUUAUUUGUGAUAAUAAAACCUGAGUUUGACAUACA
Messenger RNA from Mus caroli (Ryukyu mouse), 1440 nucleotides. RefSeq names its product glutathione peroxidase 7 (gene Gpx7). Gene Ontology annotation, molecular function: glutathione peroxidase activity. The record is from RefSeq and is a predicted model, not a curated record. Gene Ontology annotation, biological process: response to oxidative stress. NCBI's taxonomy places the organism in Eukaryota, Metazoa, Chordata, Mammalia, Rodentia, Muridae.